This is a messenger RNA of Hemicordylus capensis (graceful crag lizard), 7982 nucleotides long. It is a transcript of the gene BBX, whose product is annotated as BBX high mobility group box domain containing. The coding region runs from base 530 to 3139 and encodes 869 amino acids. Gene Ontology annotation, cellular component: nucleus. NCBI's taxonomy places the organism in Eukaryota, Metazoa, Chordata, Lepidosauria, Squamata, Cordylidae. The record is from RefSeq and is a predicted model, not a curated record. The transcript has 20 exons. Gene Ontology annotation, molecular function: RNA polymerase II transcription regulatory region sequence-specific DNA binding; DNA-binding transcription factor activity, RNA polymerase II-specific. Gene Ontology annotation, biological process: regulation of transcription by RNA polymerase II.
AGGGGAACAGCGGCAGUAGGGAGGUGUUUGCUGCCAGUCUGAUUCACCAAAUCUCGCUGGGGAGGCAAAGGGUGUGGAGGAGGAGGAGAGGGGCAGAUCUCGCAUCCCCCCUUCCGUGCCCCCUCCCCGUUUCUCCUUGACUGCCUUCUCCUGCUCUCGGCUCUCCUACAAGGUCACUAUCACAUGACAAAGGCUUGGAGACAGCUUCAUUUUCCUCUGCCUGUAAUUUCCAUUUGCCUUCCUGGGAGAAUUUUGAACCAUGGGGAAGUUCUCUGUUCAAAAACAGGCUAUAACCUAGGACAUGAAACUUCAGAAUAAUUUUAGGAGACGAAAUUAAGGAUGGGUAGACAGGCUCUGCGAAUCUGAUGAGUUGAUGGGUAGUGAACUGUAAUGUUUGGAAGAAGGACACUGAAGGUGAGAGGAUACUGCAGUAGAAGAGAGGAUAAUGGUUGUGAUCCCAAAUUCAUAUACCUAUUCCUUCAGACAGCAACAGAUCAAGGCCUGCUGAUCAUGCUUCAUCAGUAAUGAUAUGAUCUACUCAGGGGCAGAUUAUGUCACAGUAAUGAAAGGCAGCAAUAGGAAUAAAGACCAUUCAACAGACGGAGAGGGGACUGGGAAACGACCAAAGAGAAAGUGUCUUCAGUGGCAUCCACUACUUGCAAAAAAAGUCCUUGAUUUUUCUGAAGAGGAGGACGAAGAGGAGGACGAAGAAGAUAUUGAUAAGGUCCAUCUUCUUGGUGCUGAUGGUCUUGAGCAUGAUGCUGAUGAGACAGAAGAUGAGGAAUCUUCAGAGCAGCGUGCUCGCAGGCCGAUGAAUGCAUUUCUUCUCUUCUGCAAACGUCACCGCUCUCUUGUGCGGCAAGAACAUCCCCGCCUGGACAAUCGCGGUGCUACGAAGAUACUGGCAGAUUGGUGGUCUGUUCUAGACCCUAAAGAAAAGCAGAAAUACACAGACAUGGCCAAGGAGUACAAGGAUGCAUUUAUGAAAGCAAACCCUGGCUACAAGUGGUGUCCACCUACAAACAAACCUGUGAAAACCCAGUCAUCCACUGUUACUAACCGAAAAAAGCUGUGGGCCUACCCAUCAGAAUCUGCCAAGGAUUUGCCAAGUCCGAAAAAGCUGGUGAAGACUGAAGAUAUGCCUCAGCUGAACUUUGCAAUGGCAGAUCCUACACAAAUGGGAGGCCUCAGUAUGCUACUGUUAGCAGGAGAACAUGCCUUGACUGCACAGGAGGUUUCUUCAAGUACAUGUCAUUCUGAUUCAUCUAACUCUACCGAAUGUCUAAAGUCACCAUUGUUUCAGUUCGCUGAGAUCUCCUCAAGUCCAUCACAACCAGAUGCUCCUGCAGAUGCAAAAGAAAGUGAAGAAUCAGCACUAUUUCAGUUUUCAGAGCUGGGGAGUCCUGAACCUAUAAAGCACUGUCGGAAGUCAGCACUCUUCCAGUUGGCCGAGAUUUCGUCAAGUACAUCCCAUUCAGGUCCUUCUGAAUUAACAAAGCAAUGUGGGACAUCGGCAUUGUUUCAGUUGGCAGAGAUGUGCCUUGCAUCAGAGGAAGAGAAAGUGAGGGAACCUGGGAAAGCAAAACUAGAAGCAUCCAGGAUUAUCAAAGCCUUGGAAGCACCUGAGGAGAUGAAAGUUGAAGAACCAGAGAAGGCAAAAGUAAAAACUGAAAAACCUCAGAAGGUAAAGGGCCAAGAACAUGAAAAGACAAAAACUGGCGUUUUGGAGGAGGUGACAGGAUGUAGUCAUGUUGCAGAUCCUGUUUUGGACAGUACAGUGUUGGUUGGACCUGAUAGCACCAAUGCAAAUGAUCCUGCAUGCCAUUCCUCAGAACUGACAGUGGCCAACAUCAGCACCUUAGGAUUAAACAAGCCAGAAAAGCUAAAGAAGAAGAAGAAGAGAAAUAAGCUGGACCGGCAAGCACUUGAAAAAUGUACCCCUAAGAAGGCUUGCAAAAAGAGGCAGUCGUCUGAGUCAGACAUUGAGAGUGUCAUUUAUACUAUUGAAGCAGUUGCAAAAGGGGACUGGGGAGCAGAGAGACUCCUGGAAGUGCCCCGAAAGAAAGUCCGCCCUUCCUCAACUAUGAAGGGGAGCAUAUUGGACACAAAGUCACCAAAGAAAAAAGUGAAGUCAAAAGAGAAAAGAGCGCUGAAGGAGAAAUGCUCAGAGACCACCAAAGAAUCAAAGCCUCCUGAUUUUUUUAACAUUAUAGACAACAAAGAGCUGCCAUGUGAGGUACCUGAAAUUAUCAAAUCAGAACCGCUGACCCCAACAGAGGAGGUGAUGCUGCAAAGCUUACCAGAACAGGUCAAAAAUGAAGACAGUGACUGUAACAAAAAGGCAGAGACCUGUGGCUCAAGAAAAUCUGAGCGAGCUUGCAAAGGUGCUCUGUAUAAAACUCUGGUGUCGGAGGGCAUGCUCACAUCCCUGCGUGCCAACGUUGACAGAGGGAAACGAAGCUCAGGAAAAGGUGGAAACUCUGAUCACGAAGGAUGCUGGAAUGAAGAACAUUGGGCAUUUUCUCCAGGUGGGACAAGUGGGAAUAAAAAGCUUAAGAAACCUAAGCCAAAGGAAGAAAUUGUUUUGGGCUUAGCAAAGCUAGAAGAAGAAUUUGAGAAAAAAUUCAACAGCCUCCCUCAGUACAGUCCUGUCACAUUUGACCGGAAAAGUGUAUCUGUACCAAGAAAAAAGAAGAAGGUUGGUAGCUGUUCAGCAGAUCAACUAAAAUCUAACAAAGGGUCUGCGGUAAUGCAAGAACCUUUGGUUGGCAGCCAGAAAAGAAAAGCAAGGAAAACCAAGAUCACGCAUCUGGUCCGGACUGCAGAUGGCCGAGUCUCACCAGCAGGAGGGGUUUUGGAAGAGAAACCAAAGGAGCAAUUGGAGAUUAGUCUCCAGAAAGCGUCAAGUACAGGGACAAACUUCAGUGAGGAAUCCUUGCAAAACACUGGAUCUGAGGAAGGUCAUAGUAUUACAACAGGCAUGCCAUCUGUAUCUGCAUUCUUUAGCCUAGCUGCUCUGGCAGAGGUGGCAGCAAUGGAAAAUGCGCACAGAAAUCCGAGGACGGCGCCUCUCCCAUGUGAUGGACAGCCAAAAGAAAUGUCUCAGGCUCCAGUGCUCAUUUCCUGCGCUGACCAGUGAAGCUCUACCCUAUUGUAAAACAUUGUGCUUUACCUAAUAUCCUAGCCUUGUCUUUACCAACGGAUGCUAGUCAGUCCAUGUGAUGGAUGAACCCAUAGACUGAAAAUGAGUGGUUUGUGUUCAGUGUGGCACAGAUUUCACUUGUAGCCUGGGCCAGGUCCCCUCCGGUUUGGGGCCCAAAGUCUAUUAGAGUGAUGUUAUUUCUCUGUUAAGGAACAGAAAUGAAAUGAUCCUGGAGCUUUGCUUUCUAUUGAAGGUUUUUAAAAUGGUAAAUGCAUAAUUACAUGGAGGAGGCAGACUUUUCUGUAGCUCACACAGCAUCUGUUCUAUCAACCAGAGUAUGGAAAGUAGUUUCAUAUAAUAACUAGCUACUCUAAACAAACAUACAAAAGAGGAGAAAAAGAAAAAAACUGACGCACUGCACUAGUUACUAGAUAUUCUUAGUCCUUUUUGUACAUGAAGAUUUAAGUUCUGAGAUGGUUUAUAUAAUAGGUUAUGCCUACAUUUAUAUUUUAGAAUGAAUUUGAGAACCUGUUUGGGAGAAUCCAAGAAAGCAUGGGCAGAUGUACCAUUGUUAGUAGUGUAUGCGCGGCCAUGUGGUCCAGACGUUCUGCACUUUUGUAUUUGCCACCAGGGUGGUAGAGUUUAUUGGCAAAAAAUUGUUGACAGGCUGUAUUUUGCUUGUUGUUGUUUUUUUAAAUUAAGUGUGGAAUAAUGAGGAUGAUUUGCAUUUGAAGCAAAGGUUUGGCAUAUUGAUAAGAACAUUUCUGCAGAUUACUGAUUUGUCUUUAAACAUGCCUUGGAGGAUUCAUUUAUUUUUGGAUAGAGGUCUAAAGUGACUGUGUGGAAACUAAAGCAGUGAAACAGGAAAAGAAAAUACUAUAAAUACAUUGUUCAGAAGUGACCUUAGUAUUACUUCACUCUUUCAAAAACGGGGGGAAAAAACCUUUUCAAUUAACAUGCACACUGGUGUACAUAUUUUAUAUUUUACAGACACUGGAAUUGUCAUAUUUACUAUGCACAGUCUAAAUUGGCUUCAUAAAUUGUAUGAAGUGCCAAUACUAGCUUGGGGUGGUAAAGUGCUGAGUGUUGUGCAAGUAAGUAGCGACUGAGAAAUAAUGUUACUGAAUUUAGGCUGUCAAACAGAUCACUUUCCAGUUCAUAUUCUUUAUCUUCAUUCUCUGUUGUAUCUUACUCUCUUGCACACAUCUUACACCAGUGCAAAGUCCAGCUGUUUUAUUUGUUCUUUCUGUUUCUUCAUCACUUCAUGUAGACCAGUUGCCUAUGAUCCAAUACAGCAUGCAUGGAGCAGCCAAAGCUUCAUGUGUGGAGCUCUUUUGAGAAAGCUAAAGUCCUAUGAAAGAAGAGCAGGGAAAUGUCAGUCCAGCCCCCAAACACAGACAGACACACACACUCCACGUCCAGGACAGCUGAUUGGUGGGAUUUUAGCUUUUUUUGAAAAGACUCCGCAGGGACAUCCUCAGCUGUUGGAUCAUGGAGGGGAACUGUGCGUGCUACACCCAUUUGCACAAAGAUCAUCCAACUAGAGAUACACAAGCGGAAGUCUGCUUCUGCUCCCAUAUAACCCUGGCUGGAUCGGGGCAAUGUUGUUCCUAGCAGCAAAAGAUUAAUUCUUCUUAGAAAUUGACACGAAACUACACGUUCAACACAGGGUACUUCUUCCACAGCACAAGAUGUUUCCCUACAUAUUUUGCAUCAUAGCACAAAAGACUUAACCAAAUGCUACUGACCAGACCCCAGCAAUAAUUUUCUAUGAGUCUUCUUCUCUCUGGUGGAAUUUUGUGAUAGUGUUAAGUUCAGCGAGACCCUUUUUUAUUGAUUAGGUCUCAAAAUGACGAGAGUUUACACACUUUUAUCAGGCUUUCUUAAUUUAUACUUGACAGAAUUGAUAAAGGAUGUGUUUUGGGAUUAUUAUUAUUUUAUUUUUUUUGUAAUUGGAUUUAAUAGCCAUAUGAAAAGUGACUCUUAAAACUUGCUUGGCUUAGCCUUUAAUUGUUAUAAUCAAUGCAUGUAUUUCAGUGUCUGUCUCAGAAACCACCUCAAACUGAUCACACACAUUGUAACAAGUGAUGAUCAAAAAGAAAGUGUCACUUCAGCCCAUGUAGAAAUCAGACUCCCUCAAAGAUGCAAAUGUUGAGAAAGUGGAAGGAUAUACCCAACUUCAACAGGAAUAAGAAAGUUAAGAGCUUUUUAGAAAAUUAAGAUAGAAGAAUCUUCAGCAUGAGGCGCUAUUUUUAAUAGUUGGAUUUUGUUAACAUUUUCUAAAUUAUUUUAACAAAACAAAAAAUGCUGCCAUCAUGCCAAACUGCUGGGUAUAUAUUGUGGCUUUGGGAGUGUAAGGCCAUGUACUAGCUGGUUCAAACAUUGUAAGUAGCUGAAAUCCAAAUAUCUUAUGGUGCAGCCUCUUCGCCGUGACAGUAGUACUAACAUACAAACGCUAUCAAACUCCAUCAGAAUAGAUACAUUUUAGCUGGAGUACCACCAUCUUUUUGCCAUUUAAAUUUCAAUAUUCUUCCUUAAAUAUUUCUUUAUAUGAAUGGUACCUUUAUAAAAGAAGCAUACAAUUAGCCUUUUUCUAUGUGAAUUAAUACCUUGAUUCCCUUUCUUUCCUAAACCUCAAUGACUAUCCCUUAGACAGGGGACUGGAUUGGGUCAAUUUACUAAAUAUGAGUGUUUUCUGAUGCUUAUAAACCUUUCUGUAGAUAUGCUUAAUUUUUAAGCGAUUAGGCACUGAGAGUAGCAGAAAUCCUGCAAAGCUUUAUAGUUCAUUAGAGACACAAUCCACUUGGAGCUUCUCCUGUACAAGCCCUGUUGGAAUGAGCACUACUGUGUACUUGUGUGGCUUCCAUUUGUAACAGUAAAAGGUUUGGGCAAGAGAAUUUUCAGGUGGAGUGUGCUCUGUGGCUUCUUUUUUUCUUGGUUCUCUGAAUGAUGUCUUGAUUUCAAUAGAGAUAUUUGCUGUAGCCUCAAAUUUGUUAGAAUGGGUAUCCCCAAUUUCAGGUAGAAAUAAACAUUGUUAGCACAAAAAAAUUCAAACCAACAAUGUACUCUUUGUGUUUUUAAUUUCCAUUAUUUUGUUUGUUUUUUAAAUUAAAUUGUUGUGGCAUGUAUUGUAUACCAGUGAUGUCACCCAUCAGCGUAUGAAUUCAUCUAGAGACAGAAAUGUUGCACCUUAAUUAUUUCAAAUGAACCAAAAUAUUAUGUUCUCUUGUUUUGAUGUUUAUUCCAAUUACUGUUGUAUUAUAGUUUAUCAAACCCAUUCUAACUUAGCAAAAGCUAUCAGUAUUUAUGCAUUUAACCAUAUUCUCUAGAUUUGAACCUGUGUAUGUUUUUUUUUUACAAAAAUUUAAACAAGAUAAACAAAUUAUUCUUACCCUUCUCUAUGGUUUCUUAAUGAAAGUGAGGGUGUAUUUCUUGAGUGUAAAAUUUAGCACUGUCCCAUUUUCUUUGUUUUUGUCUAUUUAUUUAGUGACUUUUGAUAUUUCAUAUAGUUUUGAGGUAUACGCGUAGUAGCUGAAGCUACAAGCAUAGAAUCAGCUGGGAGAAGGAUACUGUAAUGUCAUUUUCAUGUAAUUGUGUUAGUACUGUAUUACAGAGUGGGGGAGGGAAUUCUGCAAAGUAUUGAAAUUGUACGUUUGAUUUUGAUUCUCCUAUUAGGGUGUUUUCCAGAUACAAGACCAAAACUGAUGUAAAAUCUCGUGGAGCUUAUAUCAUGCUGUUGUACUUAUGACAGUAUUUUUCCCUGGAUUGUUCUGUGAUUUCAGAAAUAGGAUAUAUUUAUUUAAGAAGAUAUAGUGUGCUUUUUUCUUUUCGUUUUUUACUAAUACAAUAUCCCAAAGUUAUGAGCAAAGGACUUCUUCUUUUUGUCUCACUUUCCACUAUGGUUCAGCCCAUUACUUUCGGAACUCAUUUUUAAAGUGUUGUGGAUAUGGGAUGGGCAGCAGGUGCUCUCUAAGUUCUAUCUUCUUGUUUGGCAGUGAAAUUUGCUACUUUUCCUAAUAGCAUGUAGCAUAAAUGUAGCUGCUAGUCACUUGAUAGUUUCUGGCUCUGUAUUCACUUGUAAACCCACAAGAAUUGUACAUUGUGCCACAACAAGGGGAACAUACAGGGGUAGAUAAUAUCUGUCUUUAAAAAAAAAAAAAAAAAGGUAUGUUCCUAAGGGUGGAUUCAACCAACCUUUUAAAAAGCCAGCAAAUGUAUGGCCAUCUUACCUUUACCCAGAAAUCUGCAAGAGAAAUGGUUCUCAAGUGCUCUUUACCACCCACAGCAAGAGGAGCAAAGGGAGAACAUGCACUGAACUCGGGGAGAGAGACAGAGAGAGAGAGUCUACAAAUGCAGCAAUAAUUGUAUUUUUGUUGCUACAUUUGCAGGCAUCUGGAUCAGAGCCAGAACAGCACACAUAACCCAGGCUACUAUGAGUAGAAGCAGUCCACAUGCAUGUGGGUAAAUAGGGGCAUUGUCACCCAUUGGAAAGAGGGGAGAGACUGGUUUGUUUGAAUCCACCUUUAGUAUGAAGCAUUACUCUGAAACAAUUGCUCAAGGGUGCUCUGUGUUUAGCAACUGUAUGGGAAGUUUAUGCGCUGAGGGAAAUGGCUAGGGAACUGGGUCAGUGGGCGGGAAAGGGCAUUAUUCUUGUGUGAUGUCAGUAUGGCAAAGGGGAGUAUACUUUUUUCCUUAUUCUCUGAAUGAAAAGAUGUGGUUGAUACUAUGAUUGUUGGGUUUGCCUUGUACUAUUGUGUAUUUAUGCCUCUCAUCUGCACUCUGUUCUACAACUAAUUCUAAUAAUGCUACCUCUAUUAAAGGCUACUGCAGUUGACUUCCA